Engraulis encrasicolus (European anchovy) is the source of this 1620-nucleotide messenger RNA. It is a transcript of the gene alkbh2, whose product is annotated as alkB homolog 2, alpha-ketoglutarate dependent dioxygenase. The transcript has 5 exons. The record is from RefSeq and is a predicted model, not a curated record. NCBI's taxonomy places the organism in Eukaryota, Metazoa, Chordata, Actinopteri, Clupeiformes, Engraulidae. Bases 49 to 1164 code for a protein of 371 amino acids. Gene Ontology annotation, biological process: DNA repair; DNA alkylation repair. Gene Ontology annotation, molecular function: ferrous iron binding; cytosine C-5 DNA demethylase activity.
UGUGCGCGUGCAAAGUCAUGAUAAAAUAAGUAGCCUACAAAAUUGAGCAUGGUGGUUUGCGGUCACGUUUGCGUGCAUGAAUUGAAAAAUGCAAAUAAUGCCACUCAACUCAAACAAUUAGUUAACGAGACAACAUUGUAUAAGUGUAUUCCAACUGCAGAUGUGUGUGGGGGGGGUCAGAUCAUGGACAAGUUUGUGACGCGCAGCAAGAGGCCUGCAAGAUCUCCAGUCAAGGCCCGGCUCAGUAAGAAGGCCAGAGGAGAACCUGAGGAGGAAAAGAAGAGGCUGAAGACUUGCUGUGAGGAUGAGGAAGUCGCGGGCCGGCUGGAUGAUGAGAGAGAAAGAUCUGUAGAAAAGCAGCAGGAAGAAGAAGAAGAAGAAGAAGAAGAAGAAGAAGAAGACGACGACGUGGAGUGGGAGUCACCUGAGGGGUUCUCUGCACCGAUACCGUGGCGCAAGAUCGAAGCGGAGGGUUUGGACUGCGACUACGGCCUGUUGUUCAAGAAGGCCAAGGCAACUGAGCUCUUCCACAAGCUGGAGAGGGAGGUGGAGUACUUCACCGGUGAGCAGACCAAAGUGCAGGUGUUUGGUAAGAGCUACAGUGUGCCGCGUAAGCAGGCGACGUACGGGGACGAGGGGCUGAUGUACUCCUUCUCUGGGGUGCACCUGCUGGCCCGACCCUGGACCCCCACGCUCGAGGGCAUACGCGACGCUGUCACCACGGCCACCGGACACACUUUCAACUUCGUGCUCAUCAACAGGUACAAAGACGGUCUUGACCACAUGGGUGAGCAUCGCGAUGACGAGCGUGAGCUGGAUCCCAGCUGUCCCAUCGCUUCCGUGUCCCUUGGCGCCGCGCGGGACUUUGUCUUCCGACACAGGAGCAGCAGGGGGGCAUGGGGGGCCGGCAGUGGCGGCAGAGGAGGAGGAGGGAGCAGUGGUAGGGGCGGGGGAGCAGUGAAGAAAUGCGGCAGCAGUGGUGGUGUUGGAGGGUCAUCAUCAUCAUCACCGCCAGUGCCUGUGAAACUGGAGUUGGCCCAUGGCAGUCUGCUGCUGAUGAACGCCCCCACCAACACCUACUGGUACCACAGCCUGCCCGUACGCAAGAAGUGCCUCGCGCCACGCAUCAACCUCACCUUCAGACGCAUACUCAAGAAGCCGUGAGUGACCACGGUUUAGUUGACUUGGCUGGCGGGCAGUGUUGAAACAGUUGAAAUCAACCGUGCCCAACGGACCAACCAUUGACCCCCGAACAUUUACAAAAAACAGACAGAGAUAUCCAGCUUGUCCUUAGUUGUGCAUACCAUUGGUUUUAUAUUCGUGUCUGCCACCCCCAGCUGAGGCUGUCUGAUGGCCCAUGGUGGUUUGCUGCUGAUCAACACCCCCUCACCCCCAUGGACACGUACAACAGCCUGCCCGUACGCAAGAAGGUGCCUCACUCCACCCACAACAACACAUCAAUCUCACCUUCAGAUGCAUACUCUAGAGGCCUUGAUGGAGCUCUGUUAUCACCAGUGCAGCUCCUUGCUGGAGGAGGCCCUCUUGGGGGGUAGGGGGGGUGCUCAGGUGGGACUUUCUUCCAUCUCUUGACUGGAGAUGUAUACUCAGGAAACUGGGAGG